This is a messenger RNA of Aplosporella prunicola CBS 121167, 1688 nucleotides long. RefSeq lists its product as uncharacterized. Gene Ontology annotation, cellular component: U2-type spliceosomal complex. Lineage: Eukaryota; Fungi; Ascomycota; Dothideomycetes; Botryosphaeriales; Aplosporellaceae. The transcript has a single exon. The coding region runs from base 51 to 1346 and encodes 431 amino acids. Gene Ontology annotation, biological process: mRNA splicing, via spliceosome. The record is from RefSeq and is a predicted model, not a curated record. Gene Ontology annotation, molecular function: RNA binding.
UCGACACCGACACGCACUCACGCGACCGCUCCUCCCAUCCCACCGCCGCAAUGCCGCCCAAGCGCAUGACCGCGAACCCCGUGAAGCCGGCGCGCUACCGCCCGGGCAAGCCCGUCGCCGAAGAGCCCUCAUCGUCAGACGGCGGCGAAGAGUCGGGCGACGACGAGGAGCAGGCCGUGCAAGGACAACCGCAAGCCGCUGCGCCUGUGCCGAAGGCGUCGUCGUUCCCCAAAAACGCGACGAAGCUCAGCGCCAACCUGCAAAACGUCGACCUCAAUGCGCGGCGGCGCGAAGGCGCGGCGCAGGAGUCGGCGCGGCUGGAAGCAGAGAGGGCGGCGCGCGCGGCUGCUGAGGCGGGGUUCGAGACGGAGAGUGAGGAGGAAGAGGAGGGAAGUGGGGAGGAGGGGAGCGAGAGCGAGGACGACUCGUCAGAGGAGGAGGAGAGCAGCAGCGAGGACGAGGCCGCCGCGCGCCGGAAAAAGAUGCUCCGCCCCGUGUUCGUGCGGAAAGACCAGCGCAAAGUCUCUGCGACAGCAAAUGCAGGCGGCGGGGGCGAGAAGACGGAAGAGGAGAAGUGGGCGGAGGAGACGGCGCGGCGGAAAGCGAAGACGGACGCGCUCGUGCAAGAGCAGCUGCAGAAGAACGCGGCAGCGCGGGCAGCAGGCAAGAAGUUCUGGGACGACGAGGACGAAGCCGCACUCGGCGACGAGGUCGACGACCGCGACGGCCUCGCCCCCGAAGCAGAGUUCGCGGCGUGGAAGCUGCGCGAGCUGACGCGGGUCAAGCGCGAGCGCGAAGCCAUCGAGGCCGCCGAAAAGGAGCGCGACGAGGUCGAGCGCCGGCGCAACCUCACGGCCGAGGAGCGCGAGGCCGAGGACCGCGCCUUCAUCGAGCAGCAGAAGGAGGACCGCGCCCAGAAGGGCUCCAUGGCCACCAUGCAGAAGUACUUCCACAAGGGCGCCUUCUUCCAGGACGACUUGGCCGAGGCCGGCCUCGACCGCCGCGACAUCAUGGGCAGUCGCUUUGUCGACGACGUGCGUAAUAAAGACGCCUUGCCCGAGUACAUGCAGAUUCGCGAUAUGACGAAGCUGGGCCGCAAGGGCAGGUCCAAGUACAAGGACAUGCGCAGCGAGGACACGGGCCGGUGGGGCGACUUUGGCGACAGGAGAGGGAAGGGCGCCGGCGGCGACUUUCGGGGCGUCGAUGAUCGCUUUCGGCCGGAUAAUGACCGCGAGGGCGGCGGGCCCGGCGCCACGGGUGCGAAUGCUAAGCCGGUGGGCGAGCGGAAGAGGUAUGGCGAGGAGAGAGAUGACCGCGAGGGCAAGAGACCGAGGAUCACGGAUUGAGCGCUCUGCUGUCUCUUUAUUACCUGCUGUGUUUGGAGGUGGAGGUGGAGGUGGUUCCCUGGAACGGGUAUCCUGCUUUCAGGCUAACGUGGAACGCGCCGUUCGUCUGUACCUCGUAUCGGAGUGCCUGGGGCUUACGGAUUCACUGGGAGGUCUAAAAAGCAAGUUAUGUUUUCUCAGCCCAGACCGAUUGGGUUGCCAGGCAGCACUAAACUGUAAGGAUGUCACUGAAGCAGUUCGCUGAAGUAGUGACUGUCAGGGGCUGCAUUGAUAUAGACCGAGUAUAUAAGGUCUACAAAUAUGGACGUCAGACUCAAGUGUACCGACAUGGAAGAAGCACUA